AUGGGAGGACUUUCGUCCGAAUCGCCGGGGGUUCAUCCCUUGCUUAUGGCCCAGAAUGUGGAAUCCCAGAUUCACUUGAUUAUCGGCUCAAAUUCAUUGUCUGUGGCACGAUGCAGCAAAUGCAUUGAUGCGGGAGCUAUUCCAGUCAUAAUAGCGCCUCCUAAUGGGGAUAUGGCCGCUUCCCUCUCUCAAAAGAUCCAAGAUGGUAGCGUUCGGUGGAUACAGCGAGAAUUUGAAGAUAACGAUCUGUCAACGUUGGGAAGAGCGGAGGUGGAUGGUUACGUGGACGCGGUGUUUAUUACGGCUGGCGCUAACAAUCACUUGAAUUCACAUAUCUCCAAACUUUGCAGAGGUCUACGGAUUCCAGUGAAUGUUGUAGAUGCGUCAGAACUUUGUUCUUUCAGCCUGCUCUCCACUUAUUCCGAUGGCCCCCUUCAAAUCGGUGUCACGACAUCCGGAAGGGGCUGCAAACUUGCAUCCCGCUUGCGACGGGAAAUUGCUUCUUAUUUACCGCCAGGGCUUGGCACAGCUAUUGAAAUACUAGGAAGCGUUAGGAAACGAAUCUGGGAGGAAGAUGUUUCCGCAGCACCCAGCACAAGUUUUCAUUUCGAGGUCGGCGACGACGAUUCGGAAGCCCAAAAGCAUACCUUCAAUUCGUUAAUUCUGCCUGAACAUCCUGAUGUUGCAAAGACGAGAAGAAUGCGCUGGCUUUCUCAAAUAUGCGAGUACUGGCCGCUUCGUAGGCUGGCAAGCAUUACAGACGCGGAUAUGGAGAAGAUCCUCGCCGCCUAUAAAGAAGCGAAAACCGCUGAUAUUAGUGAUGCACAUGGUGCACACGAAGAGAAAAGGGGGCAAAUAAUCUUAGCUGGUUCGGGACCAGGGCAUCCAGAUCUCGUCACCCGUGCGACAUACCACGCCAUCAAAACUGCAGACUUAAUAUUAUCCGAUAAACUCGUCCCGGCUCCGGUAUUAGAUCUUGUUCCUCGAAGGACGGAGGUUCAUAUCGCACGCAAAUUCCCCGGAAAUGCCGAUAAAGCGCAGGAUGAGUUGCUUGACAUGGCUUUGGCAGGCUUGCGCGCUGGAAAGAGAGUUUUACGGCUUAAGCAAGGCGAUCCGUAUUUGUAUGGCCGUGGUGCAGAGGAAUAUGAAUUCUUCAGAGCGAAGGGCUAUUCACCCGUUGUUCUUCCAGGAAUAACCAGUGCUUUGAGUGCGCCACUGUUUGCAGAUAUACCUGCAACUCAUCGCGGCGUAGCCGAUCAGGUUCUGAUAUGUACUGGAACAGGGCGGCAUGGCGCCGCGCCGGAACCGCCCAGCUAUAUUCCCACGCAAACAGCGGUGUUCCUUAUGGCACUUCACCGGCUUCCAUCGCUGGUGGAGUCAUUAACUACCGCUGUCCCGGACGAGGCACUUUCGUCGAGACGUCCUUGGCCACGAGAUACUCCUUGCGCAGUCGUUGAAAGGGCUUCGUGUGCGGACCAGAGAGUCAUAAGGUCGACACUUGAGCAUGUCUGCGCAGCUGUCGAAGCGGAAGGCUCAAGGCCCCCUGGUCUCCUUAUUGUCGGAAGGAGCUGUGAAGUCCUGCAUCGCACUGAUCAAAAGUGGGUGGUAGAAGAAGGAUUUAAGGGGUUGGACGACAUUCGACAUGGUGAGCACCUGCAUGUGAUUGAUAAACUAGGUUAG
Messenger RNA from Coccidioides posadasii C735 delta SOWgp, 1680 nucleotides. RefSeq lists its product as uncharacterized. Gene Ontology annotation, biological process: siroheme biosynthetic process; sulfate assimilation. Gene Ontology annotation, molecular function: uroporphyrin-III C-methyltransferase activity. The record is from RefSeq and is a predicted model, not a curated record. NCBI's taxonomy places the organism in Eukaryota, Fungi, Ascomycota, Eurotiomycetes, Onygenales, Onygenaceae.